CGCGUUGGGUAUAUUCCCCCUGCAAAGAGUCACAUUUGCGGUAUUCACUUCGAGUUGCCCUGACAGGAUUAAUGCGGACAACGUUGAGAAAGAGCUUUCCACAACUCGGUUCACAGCCGAAUAACCUUUCACAGGAUACAUUCCACAAGUCCAUUGCACCUUAUGUGCUAUUGGGACAACUGUUUGGAAUUUUUCCAAUAUGUGGAAUCUUCGACAAUGAUCCUCUGCGAGUUAGUUUUAAAUGGUUUUCGUUUCGUGUGAUCGUUAAUCUCCUAGUGCUUGUUAGUGGCAUCCUUAAUGCGGUGACCGAGUUUCUUCGUCUGCAAGAGGUAGGCGUGAGCGCUAAGAGCAUCAAUGGAGUGAUCUUUUUCGUGGAUUGCUGCAUUAUCAAUGUUUUAUUUUUGCACAUGGCCACCCAGUGGAAAGGGGUGGCUGCCAUGUGGGAUCAGGUGGAUCGUAUUUUCAUGCAAGAAUCUUAUCGAGUAUCGACUCGGUGGACAAUGAGAUAUAGGAUGCAACUUGCUGUAGCCGUCCUGCUGCUACUCGCAUUUACUGAGCACCUGCUGUCCAUUGUGAACCUCGUUUAUAAUCUCAAUGGGGAGAUCAUAGAUUGCGGCUGGGGAAAAAACGUAACAGACUUUUUCAGGCAGUAUUCUUUGAGCAAGUAUAAUAAUAUUUAUACUAUUUUUCCCUAUCACGCAGUAUCAGCUGUUUUUCUCAUGUACACAUCAACAGCUUUAACGAUCUUUUGGAAUUACUUGGAUAUUUUCAUAAUCACGUUGAGCAUUGGUAUCGCGUCACGCUUUGAGCAAAUUAACAUGCAUUUACGCGCUAUGACAGACGGAGGGUUACUGCCGAACGAGCAGUUUUGGAUCCGCUUACGGAGCCACUACGUUUCUGUUUGCGAACUGCUGGAAGCCAUUGAUCGUGCCAUCUCCUGGCUGGUGCUAGUUUCAUGCGCAACAAAUCUCUAUUUCAUUUGCUUACAGAUUUUAAAUGUAUCACAGAAGCUACGAUAUUUGUUGAACGAUAUCUACUAUUGGUUUUCGCUGUUAUUUUUGAUAGGCCGAACUGCAGCUAUGUUCUUAUGCGCUGCUCGUAUUCAUGAAACAGCGAAGAAACCUCACGAUAUUAUUUUGAAAAUUCCGGAUGUAGGCUGGUGUGUCGAGUUGGACCGAUUCGCAACCCAGCUACAAACUGAAACGGUGGCCCUUUCCGGGAUGGGAUUUUUCAAUAUAACACGACAGUUACUUUUUUCGAUGGCUGGAACGAUUGUGACGUACGAGCUGGUGAUGUUAAAGUUCGACAAAGAAUCCGAAGGAAAGGGAUAUGUUCGACCGUGCACAUUCUUGGACUCGAAAAAGUAGCACAGGUCUGGCGGAUGAUGCAUAUUGACAUGAAAGUAGCGUAGCUUGAUAUCGACGUUACGCCAGUUUGAGGCAGAGGGUGUCCGGAUUUUUUCUCCUAUUUGUAGGUUAAUGUACGCAAGCAGGCACAAACGGAAAACCUGUUCAGGUGGCGGGCGUUUUCACUAAGGUGAAAGCACGAUGGGUAGAGAGGGUGAAAACACACACAGCAGCGAUAGUCACAAUAAAGUAAUACCGGUUUUCUGCGGCGAAGAUGUGUUCACUGAUCUACUCGGGGACUCUUCUGGGGGCAACCGAUGACCUUAGUGUAGCGACUCGUACCGAACCGUCCGAACGAUCGUGCACUGUUACGCGCGACUCACACUAGCUUAAUAUAUGUGUUUUAACGCACCCUAAACUUACCAGUGGUGUAUUAUACCAUCGAUUGAAACAUCAACUUGUAGCGACGAACCUCACAAGUAGCCGAUAGUUAUUAUUAUUGUGCAAUAUGUGAAAUGAAUGAAAGUCAACAAAUUAACUCAAUUAAUAAGCAGGUUUAUAAAAUAUAAAAAUGAUCAAGUGGUAAUGAAAAUAAGACGAAUCUCAGAAGCGCACAUCGGGCACUAGCUCAUCUUUGUAGUUUAAUGCACAGCUUUUCGUUUAAUUGAAGGUGCAAGGUAUAUGGAGAUUAGCAAAUAGUCGUUGUUUCAAAUGAAGGUUAUA
Molecule: messenger RNA, 2069 nt
Organism: Wyeomyia smithii (pitcher-plant mosquito)
Lineage: Eukaryota; Metazoa; Arthropoda; Insecta; Diptera; Culicidae
Gene: Gr64a
Product: gustatory receptor for sugar taste 64a
Exons: 7
Coding region: 72-1367 (431 amino acids)
Biological process (GO): detection of chemical stimulus involved in sensory perception of taste; sensory perception of sweet taste
Cellular component (GO): membrane
Molecular function (GO): sweet taste receptor activity
Source: RefSeq, a predicted model, not a curated record